AUGGCUUCCCUCCGUAUGCCCCGACGGGCCCUUCCCUCCCUUAAAUCCGUCCGCACUCCCUCCUCGAUCUCAACUUCAACUUUCACAUCAACCCACCUCCGCCCCUCCGUCCCCUCCCAGUCCAGAUCACAACCACCUCAAAUCCGACCAUACCACUCAACCCUCCAUCCUCGCCUCCCAGACCAUACCUACAACAACAGCCAAACAGCAAUCCUAACCGCCUCCCUACCCCACAUCCCAACCCACGGCUUUUCAGCCGAAUCCCUCGCCCUCGGCGCUCGCGACGCAGGCUUCCUCGACGUCUCCGUGCAGCUCUUCCCUCGCGCCGAAUUCGACCUCAUCCUCUUCUGGCUCGCUAGUCGACGCGGUCUGCUUCGCGCAAAGGUCGAGGAAGGCGCGCUAUUCCGCCGCGUUGCCGAUCAGGCCGGGAGGGAUGUGUCUUCCCUGGACGUCGAGGAGAAAUGUCGGAUUUUGGUGAUGGAGAGAUUGAAAAUGAAUGAGGAUGUUAAGGGGCAGUGGUCGGGUGCCCUCGCGCAAAUGUCCCUCCUCGGAAAUAUCACCCUCUCCCUAAGCGAGCUCCACGCCCUUUCAAACGAUAUUCUUUCUCUAGCUGGUGAUUCCGCUGUCGAUGCAUCCUGGUACUCGCGCCGGUUCGGGUUAUCUGCCAUCUAUGCCUCGGCCGAGAUGGUUAUGACGCGUGAUCCGACGCCGGAUCUCAGUGAGACUGAGACGUUUGUGAACCGCCGGUUUGAGGAUAAACUUGCUCUUAACCAGAAGAUUGAGGGGUUGAGUCAGUGUGUUAGUUUCGUGGGGAACACGGCUGUGGGCGUUGGAAGGUCUUGGGGGUUGAAGAUUUAA
Penicillium atrosanguineum is the source of this 858-nucleotide messenger RNA. RefSeq lists its product as uncharacterized. Gene Ontology annotation, molecular function: lipid binding. Gene Ontology annotation, biological process: ubiquinone biosynthetic process. The record is from RefSeq and is a predicted model, not a curated record. Lineage: Eukaryota; Fungi; Ascomycota; Eurotiomycetes; Eurotiales; Aspergillaceae. Gene Ontology annotation, cellular component: mitochondrial inner membrane. Bases 1 to 858 code for a protein of 285 amino acids. The transcript is spliced from 2 exons.